Molecule: messenger RNA, 1199 nt
Organism: Contarinia nasturtii (swede midge)
Lineage: Eukaryota; Metazoa; Arthropoda; Insecta; Diptera; Cecidomyiidae
Gene: Marc
Product: mitochondrial amidoxime-reducing component 1
Exons: 5
Coding region: 110-1102 (330 amino acids)
Molecular function (GO): pyridoxal phosphate binding; molybdenum ion binding; catalytic activity
Source: RefSeq, a predicted model, not a curated record
UCAUAUCAAUUUAAAUUUUAACUCGUUUGAGUAAACUCAUCACUCAUCAGUGUGUCUUGUCAUUCGAUGUGUAUCUGUUGUUUAAUUCGGAGUUUAUUUGCUGAAAGAGAUGUCUGAUAAUCAAACAAGAGUGAUUGUUGGUACAGCAGUGGCUGUAGGCACUUUAACGGUAGCUGGUUUAGCUUACUUGUACAACUCAAAAAAAGCUGAAGAAUCAAUUCCAACCAAAUGGAAGAAAGUCGGUAAAAUUAUUGAUUUAAAUUGUUUCCCCGUAAAAUCAUGUGCGCCAAUCAAAUGUGAUUCGUUCGAUUGUCAUUUGCUUGGGAUCGAAUACGAAAGUCUAUUCGAUCGCUGUUUCGUUAUUUCACAAGGGAAAAAGCAAACUACCGCCCGAGCAUACCCGAAGAUGGUCUUGAUUCAGCCAACAGUUGUUGACAAUGAACUCCACCUGUCUGCGCCCGACAUGCCAGACUUUGUGUUGAACUUGGAUGAGCUUCGUACUGGGUCGAUUAAUGGCAAAGUUGAGUGCUGGUAUUCAAAAGUAAAAGGCAUAGAUGCCGGAGAUGACAUAGCAAAUUGGUUGUCUGAAUUUAUCGUUGGUAAGCCCGGUAAAUUGCGAUUGCUUUACUAUCCGUAUGCAUACCCGACGAAAGGUGUUUCAAAGAACGAUCGAGAAUGGAAGGCAUAUCGAGGCGACGACGCUGGAACCUAUCAUGAUAAAACCAGUUAUAUGUUGAUCAAUCAAGCGUCGAUUGAUGAAUUAAAUGCACAUCUCGAUCAUGUUGUUAAGCCACUGCAAUUCCGACCAAAUUUAGUUAUCAAAGGACCUGGCGCCUACGAUGAAGACAACUGGAAGUGGAUUAAAGUUGGCGAAAGUGUGGUUUAUCGUGUGUUGAAACCAUGCACAAGGUGUAUCUUUACCAACAUUAACCCAGAGACAGGAGUGCGACAUCCGAAACGUGAACCACUCGAAACGUUGGUUAAAAAUCGCAGUAUAAUACCAAAUCAAACACCAGUUAUGGGAACACAAAUAGGCAUUCGUGUCACCGGCAGAAUUUCAGUUGGCGACGAUGUUUAUAUCAAUGACGAGAGCGAAGCAUGAAAUAUAUUUUCUAGAAUUUUAAUUUAGGAAAGAAAUUUAUUUGAAGUGAUCAAUAAACCAAUUUUUGCAUUAUUUGCAAUUAACAAAAGAAUAAGAA